GUCAGUAUGGAUUUUGAACUUGAAGAGCAUUUUAACAAGAUGGUUGUCACAGAGAACAAUACUGCUGCCACUGGAAAUGCUGCCUACCCUGUGUGGGAUGAGUACAGGAGCGCAGAGAACAACACUGCUGCUGCUCGGAAUGCUGCCUUUCCUGUCUGGGACGACUACAGGGGCAGUGUGGACGAUGUACAAUACUUCCUGAUUGGGCUCUAUACAUUUGUCAGUCUUCUUGGCUUUAUGGGAAAUCUACUUAUUUUAAUGGCUGUUAUGAAAAAGCGCAAUCAGAAGACUACCGUGAACUUUCUCAUAGGUAACCUGGCCUUGUCUGAUAUCUUGGUAGUGCUAUUUUGCUCACCUUUCACACUGACCUCUGUCUUGUUGGAUCAGUGGAUGUUCGGCAAAGCCAUGUGCCAUAUUAUGCCUUUCCUUCAGUGUGUGUCAGUUCUGGUUUCAACUUUGAUUUUAAUAUCAAUUGCCAUUGUCAGGUAUCAUAUGAUAAAGCACCCUAUAUCUAACAAUUUAACAGCAAACCACGGCUACUUCCUGAUAGCUACAGUCUGGACCCUGGGCUUUGCCAUCUGUUCUCCUCUCCCAGUGUUCCACAGUCUUGUGGAACUUAAGGAAACCUUUGGCUCAUCAUUGCUGAGCAGCAAGUAUUUGUGUGUUGAGUCAUGGCCUUCUGAUUCAUACAGAAUUGCUUUCACAAUCUCUUUAUUGUUAGUUCAGUAUAUUCUGCCUUUAGUUUGUUUAACGGUAAGUCACACUAGUGUCUGCAGGAGUAUAAGCUGUGGGCUGUCCCACAAAGAAAACAGACUGGAAGAAAAUGAGAUGAUCAACUUAACUCUUCAUCCAUCCAAAAAGAGUGGGAACCAGGCAAAGUCCCCCAGUAGGCAAAAGUGGACUUACUCAUUCAUCAGAAAGCACAGAAGAAGAUACAGCAAAAAGACGGCAUGUGUUUUACCCGCUCCAGCAGGCCCUUCUAAGGAGAACCAUCCAGUUCCAGAAAACCUGGUCUCAAUCCGAAGUCAGCUCUCUUCAUCCAGUAAGGUUAUCCCUGGGGUCCCUACCUGCUUCGAGGUAAAACCUGAAGAAAACUCAGAUGCUCAUGAGCUGAGAGUGAAGCGCUCCAUCACUAGAAUUAAAAAGCGAUCUCGAAGUGUCUUCUACAGACUGACUGUACUCAUACUAGUGUUUGCUGUUAGUUGGAUGCCACUGCACCUUUUCCACGUGGUGACUGACUUCAAUGACAAUCUUAUCUCCAAUAGACAUUUCAAGCUGGUUUACUGCAUUUGUCACCUGUUAGGCAUGAUGUCCUGCUGUCUUAAUCCAAUCCUAUAUGGAUUUCUUAAUAAUGGGAUCAAAGCAGAUUUGAGAGCGCUUAUACACUGCCUACACAUGUCAUGACUCUCACUGUUUAGCAAGGGAAGAAAAGUUGAGAUUGUCUAAAAUACAUCUGUGCUGAUGAUGUGCGCAUACAUUUAAU
Messenger RNA from Phodopus roborovskii (desert hamster), 1483 nucleotides. RefSeq names its product neuropeptide Y receptor Y5 (gene Npy5r). Gene Ontology annotation, molecular function: neuropeptide Y receptor activity; neuropeptide binding. The record is from RefSeq and is a predicted model, not a curated record. Lineage: Eukaryota; Metazoa; Chordata; Mammalia; Rodentia; Cricetidae. Gene Ontology annotation, biological process: G protein-coupled receptor signaling pathway. Bases 7 to 1404 code for a protein of 465 amino acids. The transcript has a single exon. Gene Ontology annotation, cellular component: neuron projection; plasma membrane.